Molecule: messenger RNA, 1743 nt
Organism: Fraxinus pennsylvanica
Lineage: Eukaryota; Viridiplantae; Streptophyta; Magnoliopsida; Lamiales; Oleaceae
Source: the annotation of a GenBank genome assembly
AUGUCAUAUUCCGGCUUACAUUCUGGCGACAAUCAAAUAUCCAAAAAGAAGAAAAAACUUGUACUUCUAUCUCUUGUUGCUUCAGUCUUAUUAAUUGCUGCAGUUAUUGCAGUAGUCGCCGGAGUGAAUUCAAGAAAAAAAGACUCCCAAAUUGCCGAUAUAAAAAUCUCCCCAGCUCACACCAUUGUCAAAUCUUCAUGCAGCAGUACAUUAUACCCAGAUUUAUGCUAUUCCACCAUAGCCAAUUCUCUUACAGAAAACAAAAAAGUCAAAAGCCAAAAGGAUGUAAUUGAAUUAGCCUUGAAUAUCACCCAUACUACUGUUGAGCACAAUUACUUCAAGAUAAAGAAGCUCGUAGCUAAGGGCAAGAAUUUGACAGAACGCGAAAGAACUGCAUUACACGACUGUCUAGAGACGAUCGAUGAGACCCUUGAUGAGCUCCAUGAAGCUGUUGAGGAUCUUGAAAAGUAUCCCAACAAGAAAUCUCUUAAAGAACAUGCUGAUGAUCUAAAAACCCUACUGAGUUCUGCCAUGACUAACCAAGAGACCUGCCUCGAUGGAUUCUCGCACGAUGGUGCAGAUAAGCACGUGCGGGAAGAGUUGAUUAAAGGAGAAGACCAUGUUGACAAAAUGUGUAGUAAUAUUUUGGCCAUGAUCAAGAACAUGACUGAUACGGAUAUCGCAAAUGAGAUGAAAUUGAGUGGAAGAAAGCUUAUAGAAGAUGAUGAUAUUGGCACGAAUGGGUGGCCCAAGUGGUUGUCUGCCGGAGAUAGGAGGCUGCUGCAGUCUUCCUCCGUGACUCCCGACGUGGUGGUGGCGGCUGACGGCAGUGGGAAUUACAGGACGGUGUCUGCUGCGGUGAAUGCCGCGCCGGAGAAGAGUAGCAGGAGAUAUGUAAUUAGAAUUAAGGCUGGCGUUUAUAGGGAAAAUGUGGAAGUGCCCAAGAAGAAAACUAACAUAAUGUUCUUGGGAGAUGGCAGAAGCAACACUAUUAUCACCGGAAGCAGAAAUGUAAAAGAUGGUAGCACCACCUUCCACUCUGCAACCGUCGCCGCGGUGGGUGAAAGGUUCUUGGCUCGGGACAUCACUUUUCAGAAUACGGCUGGACCGUCGAAGCACCAAGCAGUGGCUCUCCGUGUCGGUUCUGAUUUAUCAGCUUUCUACAGAUGUGAUAUGUUAGCCUAUCAAGACACCCUUUACGUCCACAACAAUCGUCAAUUCUUCGUCCAAUGCUUAAUCUCUGGCACCGUUGAUUUCAUCUUUGGCAACGCUGCAGCAGUGUUCCAAGACUGCGACAUCCACGCACGACGGCCGGAUUCUGGUCAAAGAAACAUGGUCACAGCUCAAGGAAGAACGGAUCCAAAUCAAAACACGGGUAUUGUAAUUCAGAAAUGCAGAAUCGGAGCCACUUCGGAUUUAAGACCCGUUCAGGGAAAUUUUCCCACAUAUCUCGGGCGGCCGUGGAAGGAGUAUUCGAGGACUGUUAUAAUGCAAUCUUCUAUUACUGACGUAAUUAAUCCUGCUGGUUGGCAUGAAUGGAAUGGAAAUUUCGCGCUUAAUACUUUGUUCUAUGGCGAGUAUCAAAACACCGGCGCCGGCGCCUCAACCUCCGGGAGAGUGACAUGGAGAGGAUUUAAAGUGAUUACUAGUGCGACUGAGGCGCAGAGUUAUAGCGCAGGCAUAUUCAUUGCCGCUGGCAGUUGGUUGAGCUCUACUGGAUUUCCAUUCUCCUUAGGGUUAUGA